Messenger RNA from Durio zibethinus, 675 nucleotides. NCBI's taxonomy places the organism in Eukaryota, Viridiplantae, Streptophyta, Magnoliopsida, Malvales, Malvaceae. The record is from RefSeq and is a predicted model, not a curated record.
AUGUUAUCGUUACCAUCUUCCUCUUCUCAUCCUCCUUCUUCUUCUUCCUUUUCUUCUUCUUCUUCACAUAAAUAUGAUGUUUUCUUGAGUUUUAGAGGUGAAGAUACCUGCCCAAAUAUCACUGAUCAUCUACAUGAUGCUUUAAUAAAGAAGGGAAUAGUCACUUUCAUGGAUGAUCCAAGGCUUGAGCCUAGGGAAGAAAUCUUACAAGAACUCUUGGAAGCAAUUCAAGAAUCAUGGUGUUCACUAAUCGUUUUCUCAAAAACAUAUGCUUUUCCAAGUUUUUGCUUGGAAGAGCUUGUUGAGAUUGUUGAACAGAAAAAAAAGAGGGGCAUAAAAUUUUCCCAAUUUUUUAUGAUGUGGAUCCAUCUGAUUUGGGAAAACAAACGGGAAAAAGUUGCUGAAGCCUUUGCCAAACAUGAAGAGACAUACAAGGAAACUAAUGACAAGAUCCAAAAGUGGCGAAUUGCUUUAACUGAAGUGGCUAAUAUCAAAGGAUGGCAUUUAAAAAACAGACUUGAACUGCAGGUCAAGCUUAUAACUCAAUCUAUGACCAAGUCUACUUUAAAGAAACUAAAUUUAAUUUCUCUUUCUGUGUUUGAAGACAUGAAUCAGAAUUUAUUGGAAACAUUGUUAAAAAGAUAUCAGCAAAAUUAUGUCAAACAUAUCCGAUAG